AUGGCGGCCGUGGACCCCUUCGACUCGGCCCUCGACCUCCUCCGCCGUCUCAACCCCAAACACACAACUUCUCACCUCAACAACAUUAUCGCCCUCGCCCCUGACUUAGCUGAGGACCUCCUAUCCUCCGUGGACCAGCCCCUCACCAUCCGCCGUUGCAAGCAAACCGGCCGUGACUACCUCCUCUGCGACUACAACCGUGAUGGUGACAGCUACCGCUCCCCGUGGAGCAAUCAGUUCGACCCGCCGCUGGACGACGCGCCCUCAGUGGGGGGCGUCGGCCCCGGGGGUACCAAUGAGGGCGCUGGGGAAGGGGCUGUUCCCGGAGAGAGGGUUCGGAGGAUGGAGAUUAAGAUGAAUGAGGCAUUUGAUGUGUAUCGGGAGUUGUAUUACGAGGGAGGCGUGUCGUCGGUUUAUUUGUGGAAUUUGGACGACGGAUUUGCGGGCGUGGUGUUGUUGAAGAAGACCUCCACCCCAGGCGACGCCACCUCCUCUGGAGUCUGGGACUCCAUCCACGUGUUUGAAGCCUCCGAGCGCGGCCGCACAUCCAACUACCGGCUGACCUCGACGGUCAUCCUGUCCCUGGCCACGAAAGGCUCCUCGCUAGGCGAGCUGGAUCUGUCCGGCAACAUGACGCGUCAAGUGGAGCAGGACCUGCCCGUGGACAACGACGACAGCCACAUUGCCAACAUCGGUCGGCUUGUGGAGGACAUGGAGCUCAAGAUGCGGAACCUGCUGCAGGAGGUGUACUUUGGUAAGGCUAAGGAUGUGGUCGGUGACCUGCGCAGCAUUGGCAGUCUGAGUGAGACGCUGCGUGACCGGGAGACGCAGCGCGAGCUGAUUGGGAGCAUGAGGAGGUAG
This is a messenger RNA of Thermochaetoides thermophila DSM 1495, 861 nucleotides long. Its product is annotated as putative F-actin capping protein. Gene Ontology annotation, cellular component: F-actin capping protein complex; cytoplasm; actin cortical patch. Lineage: Eukaryota; Fungi; Ascomycota; Sordariomycetes; Sordariales; Chaetomiaceae. Gene Ontology annotation, biological process: barbed-end actin filament capping; cell morphogenesis; actin cytoskeleton organization. The transcript has 3 exons. Gene Ontology annotation, molecular function: actin filament binding. Bases 1 to 861 code for a protein of 286 amino acids. The record is from RefSeq and is a predicted model, not a curated record.